AUGAUCAGCAAAUUUUCGUCGACGGUUUCCUACGAGCAACAUGGAAGUAGACUGGACCAUCUAGAUACAAAAUACACGUCUGUGCUCGAGCGUUACGAUCAAAAUCGCAAGAACAUAGAAACGAAAGUAGGGCAAAUUCAGGCAGCUGUAUUCAACAUGGAAGCAAGCAUGGCUGAUAAUGAUCGGUUGACGCAUGUCUAUAACAAUUUGCAUGGACAAUUUGAAGCGAAAGUUGCGGAAUUCAGAGCAGACGCGCAAAAUUGGAUUGAGGGAAUGGUCGCAACCCUGGAUGUGCACGCUCGACAACAACUCGAUCACAUAUCAUUUGAUGCCAACCUCAUACAAGAGCAAAGAGGCAUCAUUAAGUUGGAUGACAUGGUCGAACGGUUAAAAGCGUUGCAUACAAACAUUAUCAAUGAUAUGAAAGAGGUUGUGGAAAAGCGAUUAGCGUCCGAAAGAAAAUUGAUAGACACCAUUACCGAAGUCAUAUUGCAGAACAAGGAAGAAAUUAGAGUGGAAAUGGCAAAGGCUCUUGCCAAUUUCAAAACUGGUAUAAUCUGUGAUAUUACUGAGAUGAGCCACUCCCGUGAAGAAUUUGAGGACUUCGUGCUGGAAACUCUGGAAAAACAGAAUUGUCGUCACGCACCAUCUAAGUCACGAAACCUUAACGUGAUGAACAUCCUAAAGUGA
Babesia ovata is the source of this 690-nucleotide messenger RNA. RefSeq names its product type I cytoskeletal 28, putative. NCBI's taxonomy places the organism in Eukaryota, Apicomplexa, Aconoidasida, Piroplasmida, Babesiidae. Bases 1 to 690 code for a protein of 229 amino acids. The transcript is spliced from 7 exons. The record is from RefSeq and is a predicted model, not a curated record.